Molecule: messenger RNA, 1896 nt
Organism: Carassius auratus (goldfish)
Lineage: Eukaryota; Metazoa; Chordata; Actinopteri; Cypriniformes; Cyprinidae
Product: chloride intracellular channel protein 4-like
Exons: 6
Coding region: 329-1156 (275 amino acids)
Source: RefSeq, a predicted model, not a curated record
UGUAGAAGAGGGGGUGUGCAAGAAGCAAAAACAAGUCGCCAAUGAUGAGCGGGAGGUUGCUGUGGGAGAUGAUGAUGUAAAGGAACAUCCAAAACAAGUCAACCAAGAAGUGGCAACACCUAUAGAGGAGGGGGCAGGGAACUGGCUUGAAGAGCUCAAGGCUGUCAUUGAAGAUGAGCCCAGGAGGAAAGCCCAGGGGGGAUGUAAAGUGACCAUACCGGACUGGUCAAAGGCCAGUGAGAGUUCGGAUGACCAUUUCCAUGAGAGAACUGUAAGUGGGGACAGUGGAAAGGAAGUGAAUCUCAAGGCCAAAGUUCAAGAUGUCACCAUGGCCAAUGGAUUCCCUGGGCUACCAGCUGCUGUAGUUCAACAGGAAGAAGAAAAAACCCUGGUGAAGGAGACAAGGAUGGCAACUCCAGCUCAACAGAAGGGCAAUCAUCAUGGCCAGCAGAUCUCCCUUUAUGUGAAGGCCGGCAGUGAUGGAGAGAGUAUCGGGAACUGUCCGUUCUCGCAGAGACUCUUCAUGAUCCUCUGGCUGAAAGGAGUCAUCUUCAAUGUCACCACUGUGGACCUCAAGAGGAAACCGGCGGAUUUGCAGGAUCUUGCUCCAGGAACCAAUCCUCCAUUCAUGACCUUCAACGGAGAGGUGUUAGUAGACAUCAACAAGAUUGAGGAGUUUCUUGAGGAACGACUGGUCCCACCACGAUACCCAAAGUUGGCUGCAAAGCAUCCAGAAUCCAACACAGCAGGAAUAGAUGUGUUUGCCAAGUUUUCUGCCUACAUCAAGAACCCUCGUAAAGAAGCCAAUGAGGGUCUGGAGAAGGCUCUUCUGAAGUCUCUAAAGAGGUUGGAUGAGUAUUUGCAGACACCGCUGCCCGAGGAAAUAGAUGCAAACAGCGUAGAAGAUCCUGGUGCAUCAACACGCAGUUUUUUGGAUGGACCAGAUCUCACGCUGGCUGACUGCAAUCUGCUGCCCAAACUGCACAUAAUAAAGAUUGUUGCCAGGAAGUACAGAGGUUUUGAGAUUCCUGCUGAUAUGACUGGGAUUUGGAGGUAUUUGAAUAACGCCUACCAGAGAGAGGAGUUCAUGAACACCUGUCCUGCUGAGCGCGAGAUCGAGUUUGCUUACCUGGACGUCGCCAAAAAAAUCAAAUAGUUCAGGAUGACGAGACAAGCUCUGCUAGCUCCAUCACAUGCUUGUGUGUGUGUCGUAUGUGUGUAUGUGUGUGCACUCACUGGUGGAGAUGCAUUAAUACUGUGCAUUAGAUUGGCACCCAUUUUCUUUCAAUCAAUGGCAGGACCAGAAAAAAAACAGUUACUAUUAUGUUACUAACAGCUUUUUAUAAGUAUCUAUCUAUCUGUCUUCAUGAAUGAUAUAAAUAGACUAGAUAUUGUAUAGUCAUGAUGUUCACCAAGGCCUUGACCAAAUCUCAUAAUCACUUUUAAUCUAUGGAUCUCUAUUUUUCUUUCUAUUUUUGGCAUUUUUGAAUUACUUCUUCUGGUCAGGUCAGUAUAUUUACAUUUCCUAUUUACAAUAUAUAUAACUCAAGUUUAUUUUACAGUAUGUUUAAUGAAACCAUCCUUUUGUAUCAUCACCUGAGGCUAUUUUCCAGACAUUUAUAAUUAUAUUUCUAUGUCAUUGUUUUUAUCUUUUGUGCUUCUUCAUUUAUAUUUGAUAGUUUUUUUGUUUUUGUUUUUAUUUUAUCUAUGAACAGAACUUAUUAAAAUGUUCUAUUUAUGCAACUAUGUAACCUUGCAUGAAUGCCUUAUGAAGCCCUGACGAGACUUUAAUUAAACUAAUCAGAUUUCAUCAUUAAGUCUUUAUGGUUUUUUAAUUUCCUAUUCCAAUCAUAACCAAGGGUUGUGUAAAGAAUGGGAUUUUGAUAUGCGAGUCAG